Molecule: messenger RNA, 1002 nt
Organism: Ylistrum balloti
Lineage: Eukaryota; Metazoa; Mollusca; Bivalvia; Pectinida; Pectinidae
Exons: 4
Coding region: 137-697 (186 amino acids)
Source: RefSeq, a predicted model, not a curated record
UGAAGGAUGGUGUUACAAAAGUCUGACAACAGUGUUUCUAGUUGAUGCAGUAUUGUUGCUGCCGAUUUACAACUGUUUUACUGAAUAUAAACAACGUACUGAAACACACUGGAGGUUCAACACUCUAACUAAUAGGAUGGAAAUAGUAACAGAACCCAGACUCAGUCUAAGACUGAUAUCAAAAUGUCUGUUCAUCUUGGACGUGCAGGUUCUCGUGCUAGGUGUCGUCAUAUGGACAAGCCAUGAAGACUUCAAGCUCCUGUCUGCGUUCUUGGUGAUUUCUGGAACACUGGGGAUGUUAAUUGGAACUAGCGCAUGUCUAGCAGAGACAGGACACAAGAACUCCUCAGCCAAUUUUAUGACUCGGGUUUGUGGAAGGAUUUUCAACACUGACUUCAUUCUGUUCGCCGGGAUUCCAUUGGUACUCGUUACCAUCAUAACUUGUGCUUUUUCCAUCUUUUCCUUACAAACGACUACCCUGACCUUCCAUAAGUCUCCGACCCCGUACUCUUUCCUUAUCUGUGCCACUGCAUUGACAAGCAUGUCGGUAGUCGCGGUAUCUGCUUUUGUGAAGUCAGUGUUAAAUCACCAGCUAACAGUUGGAGCAUUACUCACGCCAUAUCAGUCUCUUGAGAAUGACAUAGAACCACGAAAGACUGACAUGAAAUCAGAAAAGAAACUGAUGUUUAACGUGUAACAUAUUAAUGUAUCUCACCAAAAGAAAUCUCCAACAUUUACGAAUAGUCCAACAGAUGAUACAUCAAUGUCUCUUUCAUGGCCAUAUGUGUGUCGAUGAAUAUUGAUGUUUUGUAUAUAUGAUGGACUUGAACAUUACAUUGUACGCUGUAUCUGUAUAUCGUAGCAAUCACCUGCUAUUUCCUUCGAUUAAAUGUGAUUUGUUUACAUAUGCAAUGAUGAUGUGGUGCCUUUAUGACCACUGCGUAUCAAUAUUUCACGGGGAAAUGGAACGGUAUUAUGGAAAAUCCAUAGGGACAAGUAUAU